Triplophysa dalaica is the source of this 2007-nucleotide messenger RNA. Its product is annotated as neuropeptide FF receptor 1. Gene Ontology annotation, molecular function: G protein-coupled receptor activity; peptide binding. The coding region runs from base 465 to 1817 and encodes 450 amino acids. NCBI's taxonomy places the organism in Eukaryota, Metazoa, Chordata, Actinopteri, Cypriniformes, Nemacheilidae. Gene Ontology annotation, biological process: neuropeptide signaling pathway. The record is from RefSeq and is a predicted model, not a curated record. The transcript is spliced from 2 exons. Gene Ontology annotation, cellular component: membrane.
AUCGCUGCGCUGGAUAUUGUGGAAAUGAACCAGAUAAUAGACGUUGAAUCAUUAAGAUGUACAAAAAAUGACCUAAGAGGACGUGUCUUAACUUUUGACUUCUUUGAAAGUCACCUGAAAAUGACGGAUUUCUGACCAAUUCAUUCAGGUAACAUUGGGAACAGAUGAGCUGGAGGUGUUAAGAGAAAAAGCGAAGGAGCUGAAAGAUGUUUAUUCGAUAUAGAAGAGUUGCUUUCAGUCAUCCAUAUUGUUACUGCCCAAGGACAAUGUGAACUACUCUUCUAUAAUAAGCGUUUGUUUUGAACAUGUGAAAGAAGAAGAAUAGUAAAAGAAUGGAUUUGGGAUCCUCUUUGCUGCCUUACGGUCUUCAAGCUUGCAUGUCCAUAAAUGGAAACGUUGCGACUUUAAAAGUAGAAAACAGAAAGUAUAGAGACAAGGAAAAAUAAAGUGUUGAAGAUUAAUUUAUGAUCAACUGGGAGUUGUGCUUGAUGCUCUCGAUGAACUUGACAUCUGGCCCCACUAUGAAUCUGACCCCAGAUCAGCCACCGACCCAGCUCUUCAACCUUCCAGGUCCACUGGACCUUCAAAACAAAAGCAGACCGGACCUUCCAUCUCAAGCCAGACUCUUCAACAACACCUUUUUCUUCCAGGAUAACGCGGCAUUAGAAUGGGAGCUGUUUUUGACCAUUCGAGAGCCUGGCACUAUUAUCUUGACCUUCUUGUACUCGGUUUCCUUUCUCGUGGGCUUCGCCGGAAACGUCAUGUCUCUUAAAGUCCUCUUAGGACAACGUGGGAGUGUGCGUCUGUCAGGUGCGAGCGCCACCCGCUGUCUGCUGAUCAACUUAGCGGUGUGCGACCUGGCAGUAGUUUGCGUGUGCAUGCCCGUCACAUUGGGCCACCGAAUAUACACGCCGUGGGUGUACGGGGACUUUUUGUGUCGUGCCGUACCUUUCACGCAAGCCGUGUCUGUUUCUGCCAGCGUCCUGAGCAUCACAGUCAUAAGCGUUAGCCGGUUCUACGCGGUCCACUCUCCGCUACAGUCCCGCGCAUACUUCACCCGUCGACGCAUCCUCGUCUCGGUCACCGCCGUGUGGCUGAUCUCCUCCGUGAUCUGCAUGCCGGUUGCCAUAGUUACCCGACGCGAUGAAGUCGCUUUGAUUGAAGGGCUGGCCAUCAUCCUGCCCGUCUGCGGAGAGGUAUGGCCACAGCCACGCCUGCGUCAGGCGUACAACGUCCUGCUGUUCAGCGCCCUCUACUGCCUACCUGUGGCGUUUAACCUCACCUUGGCCUUCCUCACGUGUCGCCGGUUGCGGAGCACCAACGCGGAAGGUCGGUUCACAGAGCUGGACCCGCGCUCUCAGGCGCUUCACGAAACAAGACUGCAAGGGCGCAGGCAAAUUGCCCGCAUGGUUGCGGCCCUCGUGCUGCUCUUCGCUCUGUCCUGGUUGCCCAUGUACGUUGCCGACAUCUGGUUGGAUCUUGAACUAAACCAUCCGCCCCACUGGCUCCUUCAAGCCAGGCCUUUUGCGCAGUGGAUGGGCCUCACCAACUCUUCUCUCAACCCCUUUUGCUACUGCUUCAUUGGAGACCUCCACCGGUCAGCCAAAGCUUUGCGUCUGCGAUUCAGCGGCCCAUCCCCUGCCGCAGCGCUGGCGCUGGCCUCGCUUCCUAAAAUCUUCAACUUGCAGAACGAUAAGAAAACGGCGGAUGCCGCGAACAACUCUAACUCUUGUGGGGAGGAUGCUGAGACUCUGGGUCUGUCCAUGUGGUGGACGCAAUCAAGCGCGUGUGAGUCGAUCUCACAUUGGAAUGACUGAAGCAGCCAUUACAUCUGAGUGUUUCUCUCAGUGGGCCGGAAGUGUUGCGCUUUGUAUUGUGUGCUUCUAGAGACCUAGAUUUCCGGAGUUUGUUCAGUUGAAUAUGGAUUGAGGAAAACUUGUAAUAUGUAGUGGAUUCUUCUAUAGAGUGAUUAGAUAGGACAUCUACCUGAGGAGUCGUGACAUCCAU